GGCGUACCUUUGCCAUUGGCUCAAGGUCUUUUAGGUGCGAUGGCUUUGCAAGCCCUCAGUUCGGGCUUGGGCUCUGUGAAGAAAGCGGCGAACCGUGUCGCUCAGCGAGAAUCUCCGUUGGAGAAGAACCUCAGAGAGGCCACCUCCAACCAAAACUGGGGCGUUCCCAACAGUCAGCUGCAUGACAUUGCCCGGGCAUCUUUUGACUUUCAAGAGUACGGUGUCAUCAUUACUGAGAUUUGGGCUGGUUUGCAGGAGUCCAAGUCUCGAUGGAGAAGAGUCCUGAAAACAUUGAGUCUUUUGGAGUUCUUGAUCAAGAACGGCACCGAACGUAUUAUUGAUGAAGUCCGUCGAGAACAAUUCAAGGUCCGGCCUUUAAUGGACUUCAGCUAUUCAGAAGAUGGUAAAGACAAGGGCGCUUCAGUUCGGGAAAAGGCAAAGGCCAUCCUUGAGUUGCUGAACGACAAUGACAUGCUUCGCUCGGAGAGAGAAAAGGCUCGUGUCCACCGAGAUAAAUUCAUGGGCAUGUCUUCAGUGGACAGCAGCAGCUACUCUGGUUAUGGUGGGAGCAGCGGGUACGGCGGGGGAGGGAGCUACGGCGGAAGUGGCAGCUAUGGAGGUGGCGGCAGUUAUGGAGGUGGCAGCGGCUAUGGAGGUGGCGGCAGUUAUGGAGGUGGCAGCAGCUACGGAGGUGGAGGUGGAGGUGGUGGUGGCAGCAGCUACUCUGGGGGCGGGUAUGGCGACAGGCCGUAUGACCCCUAUGUCGGCAACAAAAAGUUUGAAGAAGCACGGCGAAGAAAUGACGACCGCGAUAGGGACGAGCGAGAUCGCUAUGGAGAUGACGACCGAGAUCGUCGUCGUCGCGAUGACAGUGGUGACUACGAUCGUCGCCGCCGCGAUGAUCGCGAUGACAAGGAUGAUAGGCGGCGGGAUGAUCGAGACCGGGACGGUCGGCGUGACGACCGAGAUGACAGGCGCGAUCGAGACAGACGGCGCGAGGACGACUUCGAUGACCGGCGUGGUUCCAGAAGAGACAGUCGGGAUGAACGAGAUGACUCAAGAACUGAAAAAAUCGCAGCACCGCAGGCCAAUUUGCUGGACAUGGGCGACCCGGCUCCUCCAGUUCCUGCAACUACUGCAGCCCCCGCUGCAGCACCUGCUGCAUCUGGAUGGGGUGCUUUCGAGGGUGGAGACUUUGCUGACUUCACGGCAGCAACUCCAGCUCAACCCGCAGACGGCUUUGGAGACUUUGUAGGAACAUCUGCACCUGCUGCACCAGCUGCGCCUGCCGCACCGGCUGUUGACAUGUUCCAGAGCUCGCCAAAUGUAAUGCCUGACCUUUUCGCUCAGGCUGGCGGCUGUGGAGGUGGUUGUGGUUGCGGCUGCGGAGGUUGUGGAUGCUCAGGCUGUGGUGGCUGUGGUGGCUGCCCUGGAUGCGGAUGUGGUGGAUGCGGCGGCUGCCCCUGUGGCAGCGGCUGCGCGUGCGGAUGUGGAGGCUGCCCUGGAUGUGGCACGGCCUGUGGCGGAUGCUGUGGCGGAUGCCCUGGCGGAUGCCCUGGCGGAUGCCCUGGGUGUGCUUCUGGUGGCCCUGGCGGAUGUGGUGGUUGUGGCGGAUGCUGUGGCCAGCCUUGCGCUGGUUGUGGAGGAUGCCACAGCGGAUGCGGAGGCGGUCCCGCAUGUGCUGGUUCGACUCAACCUAGCCCGCCAGCUGGACAAGUAGACACAAGUGGGUCCUUUCUGGAUGGCAUUUCCAGCAAGCUUUUGGACCUCAAUCUUGGUUCUGGCACAUCCCAAGCAUCCCCAUCUGGGUCCAGCACCGCAAAACCAAUGGGAGGAGCUUCGAUGGGCGGUGCCAUGGGAACUGGACCCGCCAUGGGCAGUGCCAUGGGCAUGGCAUCAAUGGGAAGUUGUGGCGGUGGCUGUGGAGGCUGCGGCGGCUGCGGCGGCUGUGGAGGCUGCGGCUGUGGUGGGUGUGGCGGUUGCCCAGGCUGCGGUGGCUGUGGCGGCUGUGGCUGCGGCGGCUGUGGCUGUGGUGGCUGUGGCUGUGGUGGCUGUGGUGGGUGUGGUGGGUGUGGAGGAUGUAGUGGGUGUGGUGGGUGUGGAUGCAGCGGCUGUGGACAAUGCGGUGGUGGUGCCUGUGGUGGAUGUGGAGGGUGUGGUGGGUGUCCAGGCUGUGGUAUGCAGAUGGGAAUGGGAGGGAUGGGUCAGCCGGGCAUGCCCCAGAUGGGGAUGGGUCCAAUGGGCCAGAUGGGUCAAAUGGGGAUGGGAAACAUGGGCAUGAAGUGAGACACUUCACCUUGUCCUCAUCCAAUACUUCGAGUGGCCAGUGAGAGCAAAUCGUCUCCGGACUGUCUUCAAAUGAUGUGUUCUCCAGAUCCUGGUCCUCAUGGUCCGAUUAUCCAUGAAACAAAGGCAUUCUUUGUUUCUUCGCCGUCCCCCAUUCAAAGCUGGCAUUGGACCUUCUGGCGAUUGCACAAAUUGCGCAAAUAUUGGCGAUUUGGGAAGAAUCACCACUUUCGCCCCCUAGUGUUCAGCCGCAGAAAGAUCUGAACUAAACUGACGUGUCAAUGAAAGACCGUUGCAGCAAUUUGACCAAUGAUGUGCUGUUUUUUCGUUGCCGGAAUUGAGAUGUUGUUGGAACUGUCCUUCGAGAUUCCUUCAAACUUGG
Durusdinium trenchii is the source of this 2668-nucleotide messenger RNA. NCBI's taxonomy places the organism in Eukaryota, Dinophyceae, Suessiales, Symbiodiniaceae. The record is from the annotation of a GenBank genome assembly.